Molecule: messenger RNA, 663 nt
Organism: Entrophospora candida
Lineage: Eukaryota; Fungi; Glomeromycota; Glomeromycetes; Entrophosporales; Entrophosporaceae
Source: the annotation of a GenBank genome assembly
AUGUCAGGAAACCCAAAGAAAAAACAUAAAGGAACAAAAGCUCCAAAACUUCCUAAAACAUUUGAAGAAAAAGAAACGACACGUAGAUUGAUAGUUGUAUUGGAGAAAGCAACACUUGAAACUUACUUAGUGCCAAAGUCUAGGCCACCACAAUACCAGUUAAUUAACUGUGAUGAACAUCAAAAAACUUUAAGAAAAUUGGGUAAAUUAGAUGCAACUACUUAUCGUCCUGAUAUUACACAUCAGUGUUUGAUGGCUUUGUUGGACAGUCCCUUGAACAAAGCUGGUCUUAUGCAAAUUUACAUUCACACUGCAAAUAAAGUACUUAUUGAAGUAAAUCCUCAAGUUAGAAUUCCAAGAACUUAUAGACGAUUUUCUGGUUUAAUGGUACAACUUCUUCAUAAAUUAAGUAUACAUUCAGUAGAUGGAAAUGAAAAAUUAUUACGUGUAAUUAAAAAUCCUAUAACAAAUUAUCUUCCUACAAAAUGUGUAAAAUUAAAUCAUUCAAUUUGUAUAGUAAUUGGUGCAAUGUCUCAUGGUACUGACAAUUUCGCUGAUGAUUGGAUUGAUGAGAAAAUCGGAAUUUCUCAAUAUCCAUUAUCUGCUGCUGUAGCUUGUUCAAAAUUUUGUUGUGAAUUAGAAUCACUUUGGGGUAUUUGGUAA